AUGAAGUUCAACGCAGCACUGUCCAGCGUUCUGCUGGCGGCCUCAGCCGUCGUCGCCGCCCCGACGUCGACUCUCGAGGUCGAGGCGUCCCGUGUCGACUCAGCCCUCGAGAAGCGUGCAACUACCUUCUGUGGCAAUUGGGGUUCUCAGACUGCCGGCCCCUACACCUUCUACCACAACAACUGGGGUGCUGGGGCCGCCUCCUCCGGGUCGCAGUGCACCACGUUCAACGACCUGCAAAGCAACACGGCCUCCUGGUCCACCUCAUGGACCUGGGCCGGUGGGUCGGGCUCCGUCAAGUCGUACUCAAACGUCGCCCUUGAGAAAGUGAACAAACAGCUCAGCGCUGUGUCGACCAUAAACUCUAUUUGGAAGUGGGGUUAUACUGGCUCUUCUCUCGUCGCAGACGUCGCCUACGAUCUGUGGCUGUCUACCUCAUCUGGAGGCACAAACAAGUACGAGAUCAUGGUCUGGCUCGCCGCUUACGGCGGCGCCUUCCCGAUCUCCAGCACGGGGACCACCCCUAUCGCGACGACCACCAUUGCUGGGCACAGCUGGAAGGUCUACCGCGGCCCCAACGGAGAUACCACCGUCUACUCCUUUGUCGCCGACUCGACCAUCACCAGCUUCUCUGGCGACCUGAACGGUUUCUUCAAGUACCUCGUCAGCAGCCAGGGCCUGUCCAACUCGCUGUGGAUCACCUCUCUGCAGGCGGGAACUGAGCCCUUCACGGGCUCCAACGCUGUCAUGACCACGUCGUCUUACACUAUCAGCGUUCGAUAG
This is a messenger RNA of Diaporthe citri, 783 nucleotides long. RefSeq lists its product as uncharacterized. Gene Ontology annotation, molecular function: cellulase activity. The transcript has 2 exons. The coding region runs from base 1 to 783 and encodes 260 amino acids. The record is from RefSeq and is a predicted model, not a curated record. NCBI's taxonomy places the organism in Eukaryota, Fungi, Ascomycota, Sordariomycetes, Diaporthales, Diaporthaceae. Gene Ontology annotation, biological process: polysaccharide catabolic process.